Molecule: messenger RNA, 1343 nt
Organism: Ictidomys tridecemlineatus (thirteen-lined ground squirrel)
Lineage: Eukaryota; Metazoa; Chordata; Mammalia; Rodentia; Sciuridae
Source: RefSeq, a predicted model, not a curated record
ACCCCCAUUUUGCCCCCCAAUCCGUCCCUUCCCUGCUGGCUGACCCUGGGUCCUGGCAACCCCCCACCCCCAACUCUGGAAGGAAAAUCCUCUUUUUUCCUUGACAUUUUGAGGUCUCACAAUGCCCCAAGUGGGGAGGAGAGAGGACCCCAGAGGGAUUUCUAGGAAAGCUGGGUCCCACCCACCGCCCCACCUUGUGCCUGCCCUCGCGUGAUCCCCAGGAGUAUGGUCUCUGCUUGUCCUUCCACUCGGUGCCCCGUGGAAAUGCCUUGUGUCCUGCUCAUCCGCACACCCACGCGCGCCCAGUCCUAGAUGGCUCAGAGAGGGAUGUGACUUCAGGAGGGAUGAGCAUGGGGAGGUCAAGCAGAUACCACAAGAGUGGACCAAGGGGGUUCGGGGGUCAGGAGACUUGGAGGAGUGGUGGACAGAUGGGUGGGGUGAAGUAUGCGGAAGGUUGAAGAUGUCUGGAUAGUUGGACAGUUCACGUGUUGGGUGGAGAGAGCAGCCCACGGAGGACACUCACCUGCCCAGGAUGGGAGUGGCCCUCCUGGCAUCCCAUCAGGCCAGACCAAGGGAACGGUGUUCCUGUGGAGCAACACGGGGCCGCCUUGUGGCUCUGCGGGACUCAUUCCACAGAGCAGACGUGAGAGGUGUGCAGCCUGUGCCAUGGACCCUCACGAGAUGGUGGUCAAGAACCCCUAUUCCCAUAUCAGCAUCCCCCGGGCUCACCUGCGGCCUGACCUGGGGCAGCAGUUAGAAGAGGGUCCCUCAUCCACAUCCUCAGAGACGCAGCCUCUGCCAGAGGUGACCUGCACCCCAGAGCCAGCCUGUCUCCUGCGGCCCACCAAAGGCCCAGGACCCAAAGGGGCCAAGGGGACUGCUCCUGACCAGAGCCAGCAGGCCUGCCAGCAGCCCUGCAACCCCUAUGGCAGUGGACAGCUCCCAGGAGGACUGACCUAUGCCGGUCUGCCACCCGUGGGGCGUGGGGAUGACAUUGCCCAUCACUGCUGCUGCUGCCCCUGCUGCUCCUGCUGCCACUGCCCACGAUUCUGUCGCUGUCACAGCUGCUGCUGUGUGGUAUCAUAGCCUACCCACCCCUUCAGGGCUGUGGGCCUAGGCCUCUGCUCAGCAGCCAAGGCAGUGCUGGACAUUAGGGGCGGCCAUGUCAUGGGCAUCUCUAAUUCCUGCCCCUGGACAAUGGGCAUUUGCCCACCAGGAAGACUACCAGCUCCGACUGGGCCCUUGGGAACAGAGUCCUGGACACUGGCCGUGUUGAUGGUGAUAGGGACACCCUGAUGCUUCCAACAAGGCCCUGGCAAUAAAGCAGUGUGAGCUCUGUGCCA